GUAAGUCAACUGAGAUUUCCAGACCUUCAGAGUUGGGAAACAAACUCGGUAUAUGUAGUGAAACAUGUUCAUUACAGUGAUGCAGCUCCUCACGGCAUUAUAUAUGCAUAAAUUAAUGUAAUUCAAAGGCAAUGAAGACCGUUGUUAGUAUACUGUUCUUAACCUUCGUGGCUUUGCUUGAUUCUGGUGAAUCAACUUUCGGCAUUCGACAAGUUUCACUAAAUGAAGUGUUCAGAUACCUUGAAGAAACUGCCAAUAAGAAUGUGGGUAGUAAAACUGGUAUUUAUUAUUUCAAAGCAAAAGGUGGUACAAAGGUAAACAUACUCACGCAUGGCUUGGGUAUCAAUAUUGAACCAUUAAAAGUUAUAGAGCAAGGCUUUGUCAUCGGACUAAAAUUAAAUAAUCAACUUGCUCGAAUAUAUGAUCAGAAUAGAAAACCAAUUGUAAUCGCUUAA
Belonocnema kinseyi is the source of this 455-nucleotide messenger RNA. RefSeq lists its product as uncharacterized. The transcript has 3 exons. NCBI's taxonomy places the organism in Eukaryota, Metazoa, Arthropoda, Insecta, Hymenoptera, Cynipidae. The record is from RefSeq and is a predicted model, not a curated record. Bases 132 to 455 code for a protein of 107 amino acids.